Podarcis lilfordi (Lilford's wall lizard) is the source of this 18749-nucleotide messenger RNA. NCBI's taxonomy places the organism in Eukaryota, Metazoa, Chordata, Lepidosauria, Squamata, Lacertidae. The record is from the annotation of a GenBank genome assembly.
AUGGGGGUCUUCCUCCGCUGGCCCCCCCUGAUCCUGGGGGCGGCUGCCCACCUGCUGCUGCUCCUGGACUGCGCAGGUAAGGACUCUGCUCUGGGGCGGGGGGAGAAAAUAAUUUCCACUAAGCCCCUUUUUUGGGGGGGGGGACACGACUCUUUGUGAAUUGCAUUUCGUGGGCACUGAAAGGGCGAUCGGGGAGUUUCUUGUCCGAAGUGGAGCCGGAUCCCUUCCCAGACAUCUGUUUCCCAGACUUGGGGCUUGUUUUGUAUGCCGCCCGGGGCAGGGGCCGCUUCACUCCUUGGCUCGGGGCUCAAGCAAAGAACAAAACAAAGCUGGAAGGUGUUGGCAGGAUUAAUGGGGGGCAAAGUGACUCGCCUGUCUCGCCCCCCGCAGCUUCGUGUUGACUCUGGUUUGUUUGUGUGUGAGUGAGUGUGUGCGUGUCAGACAGAGAGACAGACAGACAGACAGAGUACAGGUCUUCCCUCUUCUAUUUUUUACUUUCCCUCUUCUAACCCUCAGCCGCUCUGAAAACUCAGCUAAAAACUCUGGAGACCAGCCUGGAGGUGGGAGCUGGACGCGUGUAGCAGUCUUUAUGGGGGGGGAUGGGGACGUCUGAAUAAGGGGUCCCCACCCGCAAUUCCCAAUGUUGUUUUGUUCAGGAAUUCCCUUUCACAGGCACAUUCAUAAUCUGGUUCUCCUGUUUUACAAUUGUAACUCCCCCACCCCCCAAAAAACCCCUUCCUGUUGCCUGUCAAAAAUGUAGAUUUUGUAAAUUAUGCAGGGGGCUCCUCUGUGCUAUUUUUGUACAGCCCCUUUCACUACGUUUUGUACACUUCGUAUCUGAAGAAGUGUGCAUGCACACGAAAGCUUAUACCCAGAACAAACUUAGUUGGUCUCUAAGGCGCUACUGGACAUUUUUUUUUAUUUUUUUAUUUCGACUGCGUCAGACCAACAUGGCUACCUACUUGAAUCUUGAUUGUAAAUGGCUUUUGUGGUUCUCUAAUGGAUAAUGGUAUGAAUAUAAUACUAUCUUUAGUUUAAAUGUUGCUUUUGCAUAAAAAUUCUCAAAGUAAUUUAAAAGCUUUAAGAACUAAAGAGUAAGACCUGCUAUUUCUCUCUUGAACUGUCUCCAUAUGGGGGGCUGCUCCCUCACUGUGUCUGCUACAGGGCUGGGCAAAGGGUGGCGGAGACCACUGGUUUCUUCAGAUUCCUCCUCACUUUGGGGUCUCACGUGUGACUCAUUUUGUGGCUCUUUGUCUCCCGACCACUGAGCAGAACUGCCUGUGUUGUUUAGCCAGAUGCCACAACCAGAGGCAGCCUUGCUCUGAGCUCUUGUGGUUUGAAGUGGGGGAAGCCCCUGUUCUGGGAGGGGAGGGUCUUAGAAGUGGGUCCCAUUUGAUCUUGCUUGAAAGGAAACCGAGCCAGAGGGAGUUAGCAGAGUCGACACACCAUCACGGUGUAUGUGAUUCAAGCAAACACAUCUUGCAGGUUUUCGCUUCCUUGAACUUUGUUUUCCACAGUGGAUCUCCCUCAGAAGGUGGUAGAUUCUACUUCCUUGGAGAUUUGUUAGCAGAGGUUGUAUCUGCCAUGGAUGCUACAGUCGAGAUGCCAGCAUCGCAGGGGGGUUGGACCCUCAGAGUCCUGUCUGUGGUUUUUAUUUUAGUUUCCUAGUUGUUUUGAGAUGAGUCACUGGGCAAACUCAAGCUGGGCUUCUUCUUCCUUGAGGGUGAAGUUGUCCAAAGUGCAUUCAACACAGUUUUCACAGGGUCCUCAAGGACCACCUCUUUCUAUAUGGACCCUGAGAUCAUCUUCUGAGGCCCUCCUUCCUGUGCCGCCUCCUCUAGAGGUCCGGAGGGUGGCAGCAAUGCGAGAACAGGGCCUUCUCUGCAGUGGCUCCCUGUCUGUGGAAGGCUCUCCCCGGGAAGUUCGCUUGGCACCUUCAUUAUUCACCUUUUGACUAAGUCAGGCAAAAACAAUCCCUUUUUACCAGGCCUUUGGUUGAUUUGAUUGACAUCCUUUUAAAAGUGUGAGGGGUUUUUUUUGGGGGGGGGUGGUAAUUGGCUUUUUUAAUGAUUGAAUAUUUUGUGGUUAUAUAUUUUGAUUUUGUUCUGUGAACCACCCUGAGACCUCCGGGUAUAGGGCAGUAUAUAAAUUAAAUAAAUAAUAAUUAUUAUAUGUCCCAUUUCUGCUACCUGAGGCAAAAUAAGAAUAGCCUCCUCUUCCCCUUUUAGCACUGUGCCCUCUACCUUUCCCCACAGAAAUGCCCCAUCUCUCGCUGAACUCGACUCAGCUUUUCCCUCUGAGGGGGUGUCCUGGUGGGGGCAGGAGCCCCAGGUAUGAUGCUGAAAGCCUGUGAUCAGCUCCCUCCCUCCCCAAGUCUUUGUGAGCUGUUUCUGUGGGUCUUGGAUAAUCUCUAGGCAGAGAAUGGGACAGGUGUUGGAAAGGAGGGGCUCAUCCUUACGCCCAAAUUUGUGAGGCCUUUCUUGGUACUGACAGAGCCAUCUUUUAAAAUUGAGUUUAUAUCCCCACCUUCCUCCCAAAGGAGCCCAGGGUGGGAAUUAAGGGGCUGCAGCUGUCUUGGGGGGCCCUCUCUGUGGGGCUCAUCCUGUACCCUGUACAGCGGUGGCCCCAGAGAAGUACCAUGGAGCCUUGGCUCUUUCCCAAUGCACAAAGGAGGCACACAGCCCCCUUAGUACACAUUCACUGUGACUUGGGAAGAGGGUUAAGGAGUGUGGGGAGUGAGCAGAAACAGCAAAAUCUGCUGAUGGACGUCAACAAAAGUUAAUUGCUUCUGAUGGGGAUCUGCUGUGGAGACUCGUUAGGCCCCCUGGUGGCCAGAGCUCUGUCCCCCUUCCUGUGUUCGACCUCGUGAAGGGGCAAGUGGGGGGAAAGGGGAUGUGGGUCCACAUGUUGAGACCUGACCCCAAAGUUGAACAACACAAACAGAAAAACAGACAAUACAAACAAAUUCUUGCCUUACCCUUAUUUUUUCUAAACAUUGUUAGGUGAACUUCCCCAAGUCCCCUGUAUCUGAUUUUCAUUUUACCUCAUCUUUAGCAGUUUACAUAUAUCAUAAUUUUUAACCAUUUUCUAAAUCACACUUAGUUUUACCAUAAAAAUCUUGACAUUUUAUCCCUUACAAGUAAUACUAUUUUAAAAGACACUAUGUUCUACUUCUAGAAAUAUCCAUUUCCAAAACUAUUCUAAGAUUUAAAUAUUAGCAUAUUUUUUCAAAUAUUCUUUAAACUUCUUCCAAUCGUCUUCCACCAUCUCAUCUCUCUGGUCUGGGAGUCUCCCAGUCAGUUCGGCAAGUUCCAUAUAGUCCAUGGAUCUCCUGAUUCAGGGCUGCUGCCUGUGAUACAGUUAGGGGUCCUGCCUUCAUCUGCAGGACCCCUAACUCUCUGCCCCCUUUUCUCUUCCUUUCCAGGCUCCACUUCUCACUCCCUGCGCUACUUUGAAACAGCCGUGUCUGAGCCUGGCCAGGGGCUGCCCCAGUUCAUUACUGUGGGGUACGUGGAUGACCAGCAAAUUGAUCAGUACGACAGUGACACCAAGGAGGCGCUGCCUCGCGUCUCCUGGAUGAGGAAGGUGGAAAAGGAGGAUCCUCAGUACUGGCACAAGCAGACUCAGGUCGCUCAGGGCUCUGAGCUGCGGUUCAGGGAGAACCUGGAAAUUGCUAGGAAUCGCUACAACCAGAGCGGAGGUGAGUGGAAGGCAGGAGAGGCACAGAGUCACACCUCUCCCCCCCAAUAAUGUUUCCUCCAAGGGCCAGAAUUGCAGGGAGGGGGCUGCUAGGGGGAAAGGAAAUGGAGGGUGGGGGUCUCCACCAGGGCAGAGGCAUCUCCCCUUCCCUUAAUGAAGUUCUUAAUGGGGGCUGGGAUGGUGUGGGGUGGGGAGGACAGAGAACAAGACUUGGAGGGGAGAGACCCCCCCCCCAGUAUGACCCUCUCUGGUCCUGCACAUCCUACCAGGGAAAUGUCUCCAUUGCCUGCCCUUCCUUCCAUGCUAGGCUUGGCUUAGGCCUUCUGAGGUGGAAAUCUGUCUAGUUUGUUUUCCUCUGGGGGGGAGGGGAAGAGAAGGGAGGGGAUCCUGAGGCUGAGACAAGCAAGCCUUGAGUUCUGGUCCUGCUUAAGGAGAAGCCAGCUGCCCAGACAGAGGUGCUGAUUGGCUGACCCUUCUGACCAUCACCAAGCCCCUCCCACUCCCUGGCACAGUGUUGAAAGAGAAGCCUUUUUAAGGAACACAAAUGGACUGGGUUUGGGGGGUCAGAGUGGCAAAUACAUGGUUAAAACCAUAAGCAGGGUGGGCACCUGAAGUGGAGGGGUAGACCAGAGCCCCCAAGGCCCCCACUCCUCCAGUACUUACUUUAUUCUCUAACGGUCUACACUUAGGGAAGAAUAGCAGGACCUUUAGAAAGGUCUUCCACCCCCUUUGUCCAGUUAUGAUGAUUUCUGCCACACUCCUCCCCCUUCCUCAUCCAGCCUUGGAACUGUUACAACAGGAAUCAUUUAAACUUAGUAAAAUCUGGUAGACCUCUGGCCAAAGCCUCUUGGCACACAUUUUUGCUUUUUAAACUUCCUUCUGAAAUGAGUCAAAAGAUGUUCAUCCUUUUGAGACGUUAGUUGUGUGAAAGGAGCCAGCAUGCUGGAAGGGUGGGAGGAGGCAUUUGUGUUUAGCCCCAAAGUUGAGUGACUCCCCCCUCUAAUUUCAAUUUUGGAGCAGAACUUCAGAAGUAGGAGCCUCUGCUGGGUCUGGAGGGAGAUCUCUCUAUGAUUUUGCACCUUUACCUUCCAGGCUUCUCUACUCCCUCACUUCCUAAGCAGGCUCCCUGCUUCAGGACUUUAGCCCUGCCCCUAACAGCACCACAGGUGUCCCAGCACUUCAAACAAUAACUGCAGUGGAGGGGUAGAAAGGUGGGUGAGAUUGACCGGUGGGCUAUGCUGUGAUGUCAGCUUCAGGCUCCUGCCCCUUUUGGCCCAGGGGGACAAUCCUGAUCAGGAUCUGGCCCUGAAGCCAAAGAGAUUCCCCACCUGGGACACAGAAUAAUGGAGGUGGAAGGAGCCUUGCCAAAGGGGUCAGCCUGAGUGUGUCCAGAGCCCUCUGGGGCCUUCGUUGGCCUUGUCAGGCUUGCAAGGAAGAAACCCAGGGGGUCAGCUGAGACCAAGCCAGCGCUGCAAUGGGCAGGUCUGCUUUUCUUGCCGUGGGAUCAGGCCUGGCCUUGCCUUGCAGGCUUCCUCUUGGGCUCCUGGGAAUUCUGCUUCUCCCCAUUUUUAAAAGGGGGAUUGGGUCCCUCCUGAGCCCCUGCACCUAUCCAUGGAAAAUGCCCCAUAAAUGUCACCAAGGGGCGCCUCUCGUUUCCUGAUCAUUUCUUGCAAUUGCUUAGCUCAGAAAAUCCCAAACUAAUGAGGUGGCCACUUUAAAGGUGCCACGGACAGCCCUGGAAAUGUUAUCUGAUUCUAUUUAAAAACAAUGUUGAAGGUAUAGGUGUAUCGGGAUUGAUCCCACUUAACAUCUUGAGGAAACGGGAGGGGAGUGAGCUUCAUUCAUAAAAUGAGGGAGAAAGCAACUUAUGCUGAAGAAGCAAUGAGACAAAGCAACUUCCCUCCAAGCAAAAGCUCCAUAUCCAGACCAGCUGGUGGGGUUUGUGGUUUGGUUUGGUUUAUUUUCGUAGGCCAACCACAAACCAUUGUUUGAGUGCAUAAAAAGAACUAUAUCACCUUGGGACAUGGUAUUGUAGGAGAUACUAAUUAUUAUUAUUAUUAUUAUUAUAUUAUUAUUAUUAUUAUUAUUAUUAUUAUUAUUAUUAUUAUUAAAUAUGUUGAAUAGUUCUAGAGGGAGGACUAUAAAGUAGUAGUUCUGUUACAAUCUGUUACUUGCCAGAGGGAGCAAUCUCCCUUCUCCUCCCCCCCACCCCCGCACACCUUUCUGGGGCUUCUCCUGACCCCCCCACCAAGCUGAUUUGUGGGGAAGGAGAUGGGGAGAAAGCCCCAGUUGUGUGAGUGAGACUUGUUCCUUCUGGCUCCCGCUAGACUAACAAUGUUAGCUGAAUCCAGCCCAGAAAAGCAGGAUUUCCUUCCAGAGAGGCUGCUCUCAUCCAGGGCUUUAUAUGCCCCAACUCAAUUCAGCUGUGAGCCAAAGGCUCCUGAGGUGAAAGAGGAAGCCAGAAUUAAAGAGAGAGCAGCCUGGUGUCCUCUGGGACAGCCUCUCCAUUGCUGAGCUCCCUCAGGCUACCCAGAAACACAAAGAGCUGUUAGGAAAACAUUCUUUAAGAAACAGAUAAGGGUUCCUGGAAGCUUUCAAGAAGGUUCCAGAAUUUUCUUUAGCAUGUAAGAGUGGCACUCUAGGCUUGAUUGGUGUCAGCUGGAGGUGCAAAUAAAGGGAGGAAGUUGCAGGCUGCAAUUUCCGCAAAAGGAAAAGACACACACACACACACACACACACACUCAUACUCACACUCACACUCAGCACGCACCCUGACAACAAGGUUGGAAGUAAGACAAUGUGUGCUACUGAUACUGUGAGUUUUGCUGUGUCAGGAUUGUUAAUUACUGGACUGAGAUUAUAUUGUGCUGGAGAUAUAAGGAGGAAUGUCAGUGGCUUGUAUCUAAUAGUAACAGACAUGCUUGUGCAACCAGUCAAGCAAUAAAGAAGCUCUUGACUGUGAAUUUGAGUCUGACUCCUGUUCUUGUCCUCUGCCUCCGGGGAAAACUCUGCUACAAACAGUCAGAAGUGGUUUGACUGAGAUGCCACCACACAAGCAGUAAAAGUGCAGCGGAAGUGUGGGGGCAGUAACCUCUAAUAAGAGCAGCAGAACUCUGUGCAUGGCCAGGAGCAGCCAUUGCCAUUUCCCAUCCUGUCUUGGGGUGCCGGACGUAGCUUCUCUCCAUGGUUUUGUUGUGGGAAAUCCAAAUGGCUGUCUGCUGACCCUGCUGGCUGGCCUAGAGGAGACAGGGUGGGGUCCUCAGCACCCGUGGGCCCUGCCAGGGGUCUCAUCGAGGCCUGUGUGAUGCCACCUGCCAAGUGGAAACACCAGAUCAAUCCUUCAGAUACUGAAAUUGAAGAGCACAUUCAAAAGCCACGAGCAUUAACGUUGUGGAUCUGUAAAAUGGGACACUGGAGGUGCAGCAUGAAGAGUAGCAGAGAUAAGGAUCAUGCCCUCUUUGAUGAAGGAUUUAUUAGGUGGACAUCAACUAGCUAAUGUAAACCAGCUCUUCUUUUAUUAUCAAUCGACUGAAGGUUUUAUUAAAGUAUUUACAAUAUGUAUUUCCCACAAAACUGUAUCAAGAUAGUAUACAACCUAGAAAGUUAUAAUAAAAAUCAGGGAAAAAAUCCAUAGAAUGUACAUAAGACAUCAAUAAAUACUAUCUAUUUAUUUAUUUAUUUAUUUAUUUAAAUACAUACACUUAUCGACUGUAGCCCCCCCCCCAGUAAAAUUAAGAAAAACUCCCAACCAUACUUGAAAACACAGGAAGUUAAACUACUAAAACAGAUUAGAAUUACCUCCACUUUCUAGGCAUCCGGGUAGGCUUGUCUAAACAGGAUUUUUUUUAGCAGGUACCAAAAAUUCAGUAUUUAUUGAAAGUGAGAGCUAGGGCAGGUGUUUGACAUUUUUAGUACACACAGGGUUGCAUCCAAUACUGUUCUAUUUAGAGUAGACCCAUUGAAAUCAGUGCAUUAAAAACAGAAAUGCCAAAUCACUUCCGUGGGUCUACUCUGAGUAGGGGUUGCAUUAGAUACCACCACCCCAGAUCUUGGAUGAUGCAUCCAGUCCAAGUGCCAUCUCUGAAAAGUGAGCCGCGAGGAAACUGCUCUGUCUGAAUGUCCGGCUCCCCAGGCUGCCUUUGGCUGAGAUCCUGGCAGACAUGCUGUGCCCCCUUCUUUCCCCUGUGCCCCCAGGAGACCCCUUGAGGCCUCACUUCCAAGUUCUCUGGCCUGGGAGCCACAGGACACAGACUCCUGGUCUCUCCUCCUCUCUCCUGCGCUUCUGGAUGCGGCCCUUGCAGGAGCAGAGGGAGGUGGGGCAGGGAAGGGCACUCCGCUCUGGGGGCAAGAGCAGCCAAGCAAGGUCUGUCCUCCAGCUCUGUCCUCUCCCCAGGAAAGCUCCCAGCUCUUCACAGCAUAGACUGCCCUGAUGGUGCUGAGCAUCAAAGGGAAGAGGCAUGGCCUUUUGAAAAGCAACAAGUUGGCUUAACAUCAGCAUUUAAUUAUUUUCACCAGGAGCAAAGAAUUUAGUAUAUAGCCAAAGUGUGUUUAGGCACACAUUUACAAACAUCUGUUUGUUCCAUCAUUUAUAUCUUUAUAUUCCACUCCAUGAGCACAGUUACCUUUCAGUUGUCCUUGAACCUGGGUUCAAAUCCCUCAAAUGCAUCACUUGCUUAAUAUUAUACAGUGGUACCUUGGUUCUCAAACUUAAUUCGUUCUGGAAGUCCUUUCCAAAACCAAAGCGUUCCAAAACCAAGGUGCGCUUUCCAUAGAAAGUAAUGCAAAACGGAUUAAUCCGUUCCAGACUUUUAAAAGCAACCCUUAAAACAGCAAUUUAACACAAAUUUUACUAUCUAACGAGACCAUUGGUCCAUAAAAUGAAAGCAAUAAUCUUUUUUUUUUAAAAAAAUAAUAUUUAUUAAAGUUUCAAAGGAAAAAAAAUCACAUUAAUAAAAAAAAUUAACAAUAAAAAGGAAAAAUACAAAGUAGAAAAAAAAGAAAAAACAGUUAAAAACAAUUCCAUCUUUUCCUCACUUCUUUUACGUUUACUUGUUUCCCGGACCUCCUCAUACCUCCCUCUUUUGUAUUCCAAUUCAAUUUGUUAAUCCAACAAUUCCUUUCCCUCCUUUUUAAUCCUAAUUCUUAGUCUUGAUAUAUUGUAACGUUAGAUUUUUACAUAUUAAAAACCAAUUUUUCCAUAUUCUUUUGUACCUAUACAGCUAGAAACCACUUAACUUCAAUCCAACAUCAUUCUAACAUUCAUUAAUUUUGCAAUAUUUCUGUAAAUAGUCUUUAAAUUUCUUCCAAUCUUCUUCCACCGACUCUUCUCCCUGGUCACGGAUUCUGCCAGUCAUUUCUGCCAAUUCCAUAUAGUCCAUUAAUUUCAUCUGCCAUUCCUCCAGUGUGGGUAAAUCUUGUGUCUUCCAAUGCUUUGCAAUGAGUAUUCUUGCUGCUGUUGUAGCAUACAUAAAGAAAGUUCUGUCCUUUUUUAACACCGAUUGGCCGACUAUGCCCAGGAGAAAGGCCUCUGGUUUCUUCAAGAAGGUAUAUUUAAAUACCUUUUUAGUUCAUUAUAUAUCAUCUCCCAGAAAGCCUUAAUCUUUGGGCACGUCCACCAAAGGUGAAAAAUGUACCUUCAGUUUCUUUACAUUUCCAACAUUUGUUAUCAGGCACAUGAUAGAUUUUUGCAAGCUUGACUGGGGUUAUGUACCACCUGUAUAUCAUUUUCAUAAUAUUUUCUCUUAAGGCAUUACAUGCCGUAAAUUUCAUACCUGUGGUCCAUAACUGUUCCCAGUCAGCAAACAUAAUGUUAUGACCAACGUCCUGUGCCCAUUUAAUCAUAGCCGAUUUCACCGUUGCAUCCUGAGUAUUCCAUUAAAAUGAAAGCAAUAAUCAAUGUACUGUACUAUAAAACAAAUAAGACAGUAUUGUAGAUGAUAAAAAUUAAAAUUAUUACUUUUUUCCUUACCUGCACUGAUGAUAGUCGUUGUUUGGAUGGGGGGCUUUUAUCCAUUUCCGCAGUCACACAGUCAAUAAAUCGUAUCAGUAGCUGAACUGGGUUCCACACAGUAACAAAAACAAAUUAACCGAAAAAGCCACAAAAACGCAAAAUAAAUGCCUCUUUUUGCGAACGCUUCAUGUUGCGUUUUUUUCAGGUUAAGAACACGGCAAACCCGGAAGUAUUUACACAUGCGCAGAAGUGCCACUCUGGUUACGGACAUUUCGGGUGCGAACGGCACCCCGAAACGGAUCGUGUCCGCAACCAGAGGUACCACUGUAGCAAAAACAAAAGCGCCAAAUACAGUUGUACCUUGGUUCUCGAACUGAAUCCAUUCCAGAAGUCCGUUUGACUUCCGAAAUGUUCGAAAACCAAGACGCAGCUUCUGAUUGGUGCAGGUGCCCCGCAAACAAGAGCCGACAGCUGCAUCGGAUGUUCGGCUUCCAAAAAACAUUUAAAAACCGGAACACUUACUUCUGGGCUUUUGGCGUUUGGGAACCAGGCCGUUUGAGAACCAAAGCACCGCUGUAUAUCACAGCCUUUCAUUUAGAAACUGCAAAAAAGAUUUAACACGGGGAAAAAGAUGGUGAUUGCGAUACAGCAGUGGUGAGAAAACCUCCUUAAAAUCUUAAAUUGCUACCCACAUAAGCUAAAUAAGCGAAUUACUUGAUCUGAAGACUGCAGGUUAAUCCAGAGCGAGGAGUUUACAUUCAGCCCAUACUCAGACUUACGGUUGUCCGAAGUGAGGCCUCCCUGCGUUUUCGGUGUUUGAGAACCAAGGCACCAGUGUACAAAAGUACUUGUAUUGCAGGGCAGAGGGGACACAAUAAUGGAAAGUUCUACGGAAGAAGACUCUGCAGUGGCAGGCACAGAUGUCUUCCCUCCACCCCCCAUGCCUGUUAUUUGUGGCACAAAACAAGGAUGCCGGCUGACGCUUGGCUCUCUCCCUGGCACUGUUGGCAUUGGCUUUGUGGCAAAGUAAUAAUAGGGAGGGAUCCUGGAAGAGAGCAAAGAGCUGGGAAUCCAGUUGGAAAUCCAGCCGUGGCACUGCCAAUUUUGAAAUGGGGGGGGGGGGGUUCCCUGAAACUUUGAUGACUCUGUGCUCAUGUGCCUUAAUACCUGUCCCAGGCAGCAAGUUUAUUGUAGCUGCAUUAUUGAGGUGCCAAUAUGCCCCCCCCAGUCUGCUGCAAUCAUGACCCCAGAAUAAGCACAGCUAUGAGUCCCCCCCCCCAUGAAACUUCUUCCCUCUGCCUCCUCAUCCUCCCCACUGCCCUGGUGAACUGGGGGUGGGGGGCGGCCGGGUUCUGCAGUGCUGGAGACGACAGGAAGGAAGGAUAGUGUCCCUAUUCCAUAUUCCAUAGGGAGAUGGGGGCCCCACAGGGAUGCUGGCUGUCAGCCCCCCUUUCUCCUUGGAGCCUUUCAGAAUCCAUCAGGUUGUCUGGACUGCUCACUCCACCUGCUGGGGGGCUGAUAGAGAACGGGGCCCCACAUCUGGCAGUUGCUCUUCUUUAAAACCUGCCUUACCCCAUGGAACUGACUGCCAGGAAAGAGUCUUCAACAAGAGAGUUCAGAAAUGGGCUAGUCACAUUCUUCCCAGCUGGUUUUAGGCGUCUGGUGUGUGGGCAGCCAGGAUCACAAACAGAUUUUAUUUUAUUUUAAUUUCCAAUUGUAACUGCUCAGUCCUCUGCAUGUUUACUUGGAAGUAAGUCCAAGCCCACUCAGUGUGACUUACCUUCAAGUAAAUAUGCAAAGACAAAUAUAUGAAACAUGUAAGGAGAGAAUCAAAAUGAUCUGUCCCAUUUAGGGAUCAUGGGACUUCAAAAUGAUUGUUCUAAUGUUGUUGUUGUUGUUGUUUUGAAGAUUUGGUGUUAGCCCCCUGGGGUGGGCAGGAGGAUGCAGGGACCCCCCAUCUUUGACAAGGGCAGCCUGGCUUCUGCUGAGAAGGGGGGCCAUUCUGAAAUGGGGCAACCCUCCCUUGCGGCUUCUCCUUCCCACCCAGGCUAUGAGGAAACUUCUUUUUCCGAAGGCCCUUCCAUGACUUCCCUCCUUUUAGGGAAAAGGUCCUUGAUAUUGAGAAUCUGGGGGGAGAGAGAUGGAGGGGAAGAGGAGCCCUACUCUCUUGAAAGGGCCCCCAAUGUGUGGGUGUCCCCCUUCCAUGUUGCCCCUUUCUUCUUUCUGGGGGGGGACGGGGGGCAUCUGAGGCGUCCCUCCCAAAGGGGCAAGAUCCAGAGGAGCAGAGCUGGGGGGAAAGAGGGACAGACUGUGACCUCCGACCUGCAAGGGAUGCUCCCCACCCCUCCCCCGCCUCCAGGGAGUUGGGAGAAUCCACUAGGAAUUGGGGGGGGGAGAAAGUGUGAGGCGAGGAGGGCAAUUAAAGGGGGGUUUUAUAGGCUCAGGAUUGUAGCGUUUCCCUCAGUGAACGUGUUAUGCGGAUGAGCCUUCAGAAAGAUACAAUGCUGGUUGAUUUUUCUCCCCUCUGACUGCUGCCUCUUCCCUGAGUCUGAGGCAAAUAAAUCCUUUUUCCUGGACCCUUUUGCUGAUGGGGGAGGGGCUGCUCUGACCCCCCUUGACCUCCUGGGCCUCUUCUGGUCCUUCCAGGGAUCCACACCUUUCAGUUCAUGUACGGCUGUGAGCUGAGGUCAGACGGGCGCAAAGGAGGAGGGCAUUACCAGUUCGGCUACGACGGGAGGGACUUCAUCGCCUUUGACAAGGAGACCCGCACCUGGACGGCAGCUGAUACAGGGGCCCAAGUGACCAAGAGGAAGUGGGAUGCUAACAUGGCCUGGAACCAGGGCCAGAAGCACUACCUGGAGGAGAUUUGCAUUGAGUGGCUGCAGAGAUACCUGGAGUACGGGAAGGAGACUCUGCUGAGGACAGGUAAGAGGGGGGGCAGUGGGGAGGGGAGGGGGGCUCAGUGGGGCAGUUUCCCUUCAAGCUCCCCUCCCCCCCUUUACAGUCUUCCUUUCUGGACCAAACAGCAAACACUUUUCUUGGUGGUGGUGGCAGAAAUAAGUUUGGGCCUCUGGGAGGAGAAAAGGGGUCACUUCAGAGUAUGAUGGGGGGGGGGAGAUGCUUAUAAACAGCCCCCCAUGCCUAGACUAAGGGAUGGCAAAAGACAAAUCGGGGAGGGGACACAAAGAAACAGCAGGGAAGGGGCCAGGAAAGCAAAAUGCGUUUUAAAUUUAGUAAAAAAAGAAAAUUGAAAUGGACAGAUUUGAGGCGGGAUACAGAAAAACCUUUUGCCUUUACACUUGGGAUGGGGAAAGUGGGGCAGAUUGAUGCAGAAAAAUUCAAUCUCAUAUUUUAUGUGCCAAAAGGAUUCAAAUAAUUUUAAAAAUUGCUUUAUGCAUGGCAUAAAUUAAUUAUAAUUAAUAUUAUAAUAGCAAUCAAAAGAACCACUAAAGUUAGAAGAUAAUGAGAAUAUAAUGACUUGAGUAAAAAAUGGGUUUUGUAUCAUUCUGCCCCAACUACGGGGCACUUUGAUAUAGUGCAUGGGGCACUUUGAUGCAAAGCGUAAAUUGUAUGAGAAUGGCAAUUAUUUACAAAAAAUUAAUUAAAAAAACAAUUUUAUUGUGAGAGAUCAUAAUCAGCCCUUUAAAAAGUAUAAGAUCUUACAUUAGGUAGUCAAAAAAUAGUAAUUUAAACAAAAUGCUUAUAAUUUAAACAAAAUGCUUAUUGCCCAUUAUAUCCACUGAAGUUAAAAGAAAAGUGUAGAGAUGAUGUUGGAGAUGUGUCCUUUGAGAAAUUUGGUUUGGCAAAACAACAUCCUUGAAAUCAACGCUUGCCUUAUCUUCUACAUUGGGGAAGACAAAUAUAUAAGAUCCUGGAUAUUUCCUCAGAUAUGACACUUGAUAAUAGGUCAUAUUAUAUUUAGAAAUGACUUUGGCCACAUAGUCAACAACAGUUUUUUUCUUUUCAAAUUUCAUAGGUAGGAAAUUAGUUUAGAGAUUUCAUGCAAACUUGUAUAUUGGAGCACUAUUGUACACUGAGCGGGCACUUUUAGAGUGUAUCAAAGUGCCCCAGUGGACAUUUUCAAAAAACUAACAAUUUCUAAUAAAACCACUGAACCUUUUUAAAAAUCACGUGUAAUCCUGAUUACUGAUUAUUUACCUUAGUUAUUUUUAAAUCUUAACUAAAUGAUGAAAAACAGCAUUGGAACACUUUAACAUUUCACGUAAUUUUUUAGUUGGCCCCGCUAAAAAGUAUUUAAAAAUUAAUUAAUUAACCUUUUUUUAAAUAGAAAAUGUGGCCCCCUCACUAAGUCUGUAGGUUAGCCACUCGUGGCCUAGAAGCAGAAAACCUGCACAUAGUGAGAGAGUAUGGAAAUUCCCUCUUCUACCUUCUUAUAUUUUUUAUUUGUGAGGAAUUUUACUUUUUUCCAUGGGGAACAUUCAGAAGUGUCCUCUUCCCCAACCCCAUGCCUUGAAAUGGUACAGUCCACUCUUCCGCCUUCAGGAAUCUGGCUCAGGGGCCAAUCAAAUGAUCAAGUAUUUUGACAGGCUUUCUUCCUGUCUCUAUUAGCUUUGCUAAUAUGAACAUUAAUUAAAAAUGAAAUAAUUCUAGCACCCUUCCUUUUUGAGGAAUGACACAUACGUAUUAGCCGUGCUUAGAGAGAUCUGAGCAAAUUCAUCUAUAGGGCCUGGUGAUAAUUCACCCCAAAGACACUGAGCAUAUUUCUUGAGGUUGAGGAUUUCACCUCAAAAGCCACAAUGAAGCGUUUUCAAGGGUGACAACGUGCAAAGGAGGCUGGGAAUCAUCCUCUUUGGGACGGAGGUUCUGCUGAGGUCAGGUGAGGGGGUGGGUGGGGUGGGGCGGUCUUGUUUGGGGUUUCUAUGGGGAAAGGGCUUGACCUUCCUUCCUUCCUGCUCCCCCCAGCAGAGUCACAUCCCCUCCUAGACCGAGUUUCCAGUCCAGGCACUGCAAAGUGGGUGGGAUCCUGGAACAGCCCCUUCAGACAACAGCUACCCAGGGAGCCAGGUUUUGAACAAGGGUUACAUUCUGUGAAUCGUGCCUCAAGCCAAAAUGGUGUAUAGUCAAAACACAUUGGAUUCAAGGGCGAUUGGGUUGCCAAAGUACGCCCACCCCCUUCCCACCAUCUUUUUGUUUUUUAGAAUAUUUUUGGCAAGUGCGUAAAGCUGAAUGUGCACAAGUUAAAUGUGCGUAAGUUGCUGGCUUACUGGGCCUCCUGGUCUGCCCUUUCCACUCCAGGGGAGGCUGCCGUGGAGAAGGGAGAUGGGCCCUUUCCAACCUCAAGGGACCCUUUCAGGGCAGGCGGGAGAACUAGAAAGGAGCUCUGUCUUUCCCAGGGCUGCUGGCUUUGUUCACUAUUGGGCUGAAAAGUCCUGGAGAACAGAGAGCAGUGAGUCCAGCAUUUCUUCCCCCCUCAAGAGAGAAACCAGGAUCAGCCUGAGCUGCCCUCAGUUCAUGACUUGCAACUUGGAAGGAUCUGGAAGAAUCCCGCCAUUGGGGACCUGGUGAAAUUUGCCCCCUCAGCCUAGAGGCGGCUUCCUGGGACUAUCUUGGAACCACAAGUUGUGUUAAAGCUUUUUAAGAUGAUAAAUUAAUUUGUGCCUAGUCCUCCCUCCCAAAGGAGUCUGCUUUGGCAAGCAAAGGAUAAAACAUCUAAAAACUGUUCCACCAUAGACACUGACUGGGGAAGAUGCCAAGGGAGGUUGAGGAAUCCCAUUUAUACUUAGUUCUUUUUAAUUUUUGGAGAUGUGAGAUUCUGACUAGGUUGCUCCUUGGGUCCCUGCUCCUCUGCUCUUAAAAAAUACAGGAUUCCUCCAGGCUCCCGUUGUGGAUGUCUCUCUGUUAACCCCAAUGCGGCCCUUUUUGCAGAGGCUCCGGUGGUGAAGGUGACCAGGAAGGCAGACUAUGACGGCCUGGAGACCCUCGUUUGCCAAGUCCACGGCUUCUACCCCAAGGAGAUUGAGGCCAACUGGGUGAAGGACGGGGAGGUCUGGCAGGAGGGCACCCUCCGAGGAUUGGUCGCCCCCAACUCGGACGGGACCUACUAUCUCUUGCUCAGUGUCCAGAUCGACCCCGAGGAGAGGGAGCGCUUCCGGUGUCGCGUGGAGCAUGACAGCCUGGAGAAGCCUCUGGACGUGGCCUGGGAGAAGGAGCCUGGUGAGAGACAGACAGACAGACAGACAGGAGGGGAAGGGGUGGGCUCUGGGAGGGGGGUUUCCACCCACCUCCUCCCUUCAGCAGCAGCACAGCUCAGAUGGGGAACCCCAGUUGGAUCCUGUCUACGUCUCUGUAGGGAAGCAGCUGGUAGAUUUCGACAGAGUUGCAGCCAUUUCUGGCAAGGGUCUCAUAGGCCUUGAACUCAAAUUGGAUGUCGUAGGUAAAAACUGGCUGUCACCUUUUUGCCUUUAAGCCCAAGCUGUUGUGAUGUCACAGAAUGUUGGCAGAUGUGUUAUUUCUUCAAAAUCAAACGACCUCUUCCACAUGGCUGACUUACUCACACUCCCUGUGACUGAAAAAGGGGCAGUGAACUUAAAAGAGGGAGCCCGGGACUGACUGUCCUUCACAGUGAAAAAGAUUCUCACUUGCUCCUCCUCACAUUCGCACUAGAAAAACUGAUACUCCUCUCCACUCAGCCCAAACACCUCUGGGAAGAGCAAGCAGGAAUUUUAAUAACAACGCUCAUCUCUCAUACUCAGCCAGGGAAGCUGCGCUUGCAGGAACCAAAGCGGAAUGUCUAAGAGCAAGACUCCCUUUUCCCCAGCAGGAGCACAUGAACGCACAUCCCCACCCACACCCCAGACUCUCCUUCUCACAGGCAGGCAAGCGGGGAUUAUGGAAGUGGCCCCUGAGCCAAAGACUCACACAGGCAGGGGAGAGGGGACCAGGGCUCACUCACUAGCGCUACGGACUUCAGAGAUUCCACCCAAACAAAAAAACCUGGGCAUUUUGCCUCAUUUUAAGAAUCUGUCUGGACAGACAUUUUAAGUCUGAAAAAGAGGGCGUGCCCAGGAAAAACCGGACGUAUGGCAACCCUACACAAGAUGCUUCUUCCUAAGGGUUUGUGCCUUCCCUGAAGGCCUGUAAUGCUGAGCUCUGGGGGGUCUCAGGGGGGAGGGAAUCCCUUCCUCUCAGGGUCAGGACAGAGAAGGCUGAAGCACAUGAGUAGGUGGAGAUCUGCUUUUAAGUCUUGAGUCUGUGGUGAAACAGGUGUGCCUGUCAACUGUCUUCCUUAAAUGAAUUGAUUAUUUUGAAGACCUCUAAUGCUGGAUUCUGGUGGAAAAAAAUCUCCUUUGUAUCAGGGCCACUACAGAGAGGACCUUGGCCUGUCAGGAGAGAGAGAGAGAGAAAGAGGGCCUGCUUUGCACACGUAAAAUCCUCCCGGGCUCAUAGCUCAGCACCUCCACUCUAGUCUCCUGCUUGAGGCCUUGGGGAGCUGCUGCCGCCAGUCUGAAUAAAAAUGUCUCUUGUCCCCUUUUAGUCAACCUGGGGCUCAUUGUGGGAGCCAUUUUGGGUGUCAUGGCGGCCAUCCUGCUGGUCUCUGGGAUCAUCUUCACCAUCAAGAAGCUCAGUAAGUAAACAGUGGAUGCGUUUGCUGCCUCUCCUGUGUCCUUCUGUCUCGGCCUCCGACUGGGAAUGUGCUGGUGGAUCUUCCUGGCAAUUGUCACUGGCAUCCCUACAGAGACCCCUCCCCAUAAAACACCCUUUGAACAUGAACCAAAAGUCCUGUUGGUCAUUGCUUUGCGCUCACUCUGUGCUCAGGAAGUUCACUUCCCACCUGAAGUUUUAAUCCAUCCUAAGCCUUCAGUCCUGUGCACACUUAGCAGGGAGCCUUCCUUACACAUCUUUAGGCCCCAGGCAAAAACGUUUCUCUCAAACCAGGCCUUGAGCUUUUUAAAUGUGAGUUACUGGUUUGUUUUUGUUUUAUUAUGUAUUCUGUGCUCUCAUUUUGUAUUUUUAUUUGGAGAAUCACCAAAAUAAUCCGAAUAUGAAUGAGUUAAGGGACUGGAUAAUGUUUCCUUCCAACCUCUUGGAAUUUGUCCACUGCCUGGUUUCCCAGUGUUGAUCUUCUGAUUUAAUUUCCUCAAUUUUUUCUACUUCUUUGUAACAUGAGUUCCUUGAAAAGCUCACCUUCUGGGCUCACUUUCCUUGGAGGUGUUUGGAAGAGACAAGAGAAGCAUCUGCUGGGAAGGUUUCAGCAUUGGAGAGCCAAAUGGUUGAAAUGGGAUUGUGUGGCCUCUGGAGGUCCCUUCCAGCUCUGACCUUCUGCUUUUGUCUUCACAGGGAAACCAGCCUACAAAGCAGCCUCAAGUGAGUGACUCCUCCCUUCUCUCUGUCUGACAUAUUUUCCCCCAAUAUGGAUCAGGAACAGGUUACAAACAGACUAAACUAAACCUGGUGGUGGCCUGGUCCUGAAGCCCAAGACCCUGAUGGAAAGCUUCAGCCUGUCUGCUCAGCCAGUCUGUGGACAGCAAGGGGUCCCUUGAGUCCCCUUGCCUCUGGGCUGCCUGUCCCUGAACAUCCCCAGAUUGAGACUGAUUUGGGAUGGGGGUUGGAAGGAGGGAGGAGAAGGGCGGGGGGGGGAUCUCCCUCCCCGGGAUCCUGACUCCUAUGUUUCCUUCCUUUUGCAGCAAGCGACCAGGGGUCUGACAGCUCUGCCAGGGGUAAGUGGGGGUGCAGGUGGGGGCAAAGUGGGGCUCUUGCAUGAGACUCCGUGGGGAACAUCCCCAAAUGGGGAAAAGCUUCUGCUUUCCUGUUACCCACCUUGGGAGUCACAUUUUGGGUUCUGAAUGAGAGUCACAUUAUGGGUGCUGGAAGGGAUUUCUCCUUCCAACAGGACUGCUGUGUGUCCUUCUGGUAUUCCCCCAAAGUGUGCACCUUGGCUCACUUGCUCGAGCUGCCCUCUGCAGACAUUUGCUCUGCAGGCCCAUUUUGGUGCUGCUCCUAACAGAUCUUAGGUCUGAUUGAGGCUGGUCUGGACGGCCUUUGGGGUCCCACUAGCUCUGCAAUGCUGAUGUCCCCACACCAUGAUGUUGGCUUAAUUUUGAAACACUCCUUUUCUUUUUUCCCUUCAGCUGGUGUGUGA